This is a messenger RNA of Triticum turgidum subsp. durum (durum wheat), 306 nucleotides long. NCBI's taxonomy places the organism in Eukaryota, Viridiplantae, Streptophyta, Magnoliopsida, Poales, Poaceae. The record is from the annotation of a GenBank genome assembly.
AUGCGGUUCCUUCUCAACUCCGCAAAUGUUGUACCAAUGAACCAUGGCUCAAUGGAAAAGAACCAUGCAAUGAAAAAAGAAAGGCACAAAGAGCUUCUGGAUGAUGAUUUCGAUGAUUAUGACAACGACGAUUAUUAUGAAAGCUAUGUUGUGCCAAAGGCGUCAGUAGGUCACGGGGAUUUUCGGGCUAAAAGUAAGAGCCACAGUGCCCCGGAAGAUGGUCCCAAAUUAUCUCAGCAUAAUGACCAUUGGGAGAAGCAUGACUACACUCGCAAAAUCUUUGUUGGGGGUCUCCUGCUUACGUAG